GAUGGAAGUUUUGGAGACUAACUUAAUCCGGACACGCAAAGCAUGUAGAAUAGAGCAAAUGGUAGCAAAAUGGCUUCAUCGCUCUCGGGAUGGCUCAUCCAGGAGCAGGCCAUCUAUGACAGACAGCACCAGUGAUGGCAGUGGCCAGCCUGCCAGCCAUGUCAAACUUACUGUCACAGUAUACAAAGAUUUGGUCCUCCAUCACUAUGGCUUUGAGAUUUGUCCAAACCUUCCUCUUACGAUUGCGUCUGUCACUGCAGGGAGCACCGCCGAAGGGAAGCUGCAGACGGGUGACCAGCUCCUUCUGAUAAAUUCUACCAUGGUGGACAACGUGUCUGUCGAACAAGCGGCUGACAUCAUCAGGGAGGCCGGUGACGAGCUCCUCCUAACUGUCCUGCGCUGCACAUCGGGCGGGCCUAAGUCAUCAUUUCUUACUGCAGAGAAGAGAGCAAGGCUAAAAACAAACCCUGUGAAAGUACGCUUCGCGGAGGAAGUGCUGGUGAAUGGACACACACAGGGGAAUUCUCUUCUUUAUAUGCCCAACAUUCUCAAGGUGUACUUGGAAAAUGGACAGACGAAGGCUUUCAGGUUUGAGACGAGCACUACUGUGAAGGAUAUUGUUCUUACCUUGAAGGAGAAGCUCUCUAUCCGGAACAUCGCACACUUUGCCCUCGCUCUGGAGGAGCAGUACAAUGUGGCCAAGAUUCACCUGCUGCAUGAGGAAGAGCUCAUCGAGCAGGUGGUCCAAAAAAGAGAAUCUCAGGACUACCGGUGCCUCUUCAGAGUUUGCUUUGUCCCAAAGGAUCCCUUAGACCUCCUGCAGGAAGACCCAGUUGCCUUCGAAUAUCUCUACCUGCAGAGCUGCAGCGAUGUGCUUCAGGAAAGAUUUGCUGUGGAAAUGAAAUGCAGUGUGGCAUUACGUCUGGCUGCUCUGCAUAUACAGGAGAGGAUCUAUACUUGUGCUCAGCCGCAGAAAGUAUCCUUGAAAUACAUUGAGAGGGACUGGGGAAUUGAAAACUUCAUCUCACCAACUUUGCUUCAAAACAUGAGAGGAAAGGAUAUCAAGAAAGCCAUCAGCUACCACAUGAAGCGGAACCAGGUGCUACUGGACCCUCGGCAGAAGCAUAUGCUUGCAGCAGUCCAAGUGCGCCUGAGCUACCUGCAAAUACUGGGAGACCUGAAGAUGUACAAUGGGAAGAUCUUUAAUGCCACCCUGAUGCUACAGGACAGAGAAUCAUAUGUUGCCUUGCUGGUGGGUGCCAAGUACGGGGUGAGCCAGAUUAUCAAUAAUAAACUCAACAUCAUAACAAGUUUGGCAGAGUUUGCAAACAUCAGCAGGGUGGAGCUUACAGAGGAGUCUGAAAAAGUGAGCAUGGUGAAAAUCUACCUGCAGGAUCUGAAGCUGCUGACUCUGCUGCUGGAAUCAACCAGUGCAAAAGAUCUUGUCUGCCUCGUCAUUGGCUAUUACAGACUGUUCGUGGAUGCAAAUGUCUCCAUAUUUACCUGGGGAGAGAAAAAACAGCAACUGCACCGUGUCUCAGCUGAAGAAGGGUAUGAAUCUCGAACCUGCAGUGACUCUGAAGACUCCUGGGAGCUGGAUUCCUCCUCGGAGCAUUGCUUGGGCACCCGUAUAUCAUACAGCAGCACCCAUCCUGUGUGCAGCAAGGAGGAGCUGGGAGAAGUCCACAGCCUGGAGAAGGACAGCACAAAGCCCCAAACUGGAGAGAGUUACCAAUGCGAUGGAGGUGGCAAUGCAACAGACAGCACGUCCGAGGCUUCAGAUUCAGCCAACACCGAGAGCCGAGGGUUUAAGACAAGUGGCUCCAGUGACUCUAUGGAUGCACUGGAGGAAGAUGAGUUGGAGGCUUGCUCUUCCUCCAGGCCGGAGUUCUUCCACUUCUACACACCAACAGUGCAGGAGAUGAGUGGCUCAGACAAGAACCUCUUCCCCAUUUGUGCUGCAAGAGGCUCCAGGAGAGCAGAUAGCAGAGACUACUUCUGUUUCUUGCAAGUACCACAUGCACAGGAGCCUAGGUGUGAAGACAGCCCCUCUGAGCAGAGAGUGGAGGACAUUGAUCCAUCUGUGCUGGAGCCCAACCGGUCUGAGAUAAACACCAUGGGCUAUUACAGCCUGUGCUACAGUGUAUCCCCUGCAGGCAGCAUGGAGAGGAGCAACAUCAGUCGCAGCCCUCAGAAAAGUCCUUGGAAAGAUGGGUCUGCCCAGGAAGAGGCACCAUGUGGAGCAGAGGCAAGUGACCUAAUUUUGGACCCACCCCCCGGCUUUGGUGACACCAGUUCUGAGGAAGAGUUCUAUGAUGCUGCAGACAGGCUCAGCCCUCCGGAUGCCCUGGCAGCAGGCUACAAUAUGACAUCCCAGGAGGGUAUAGACAACUCCUCUGGCAUCCUAAAGAAACCAAGGUGCUACACCCUUGGGGAAAACCUGACGACAAGGCAGACAGCAAGGGAGAAACAAAGAAAGGAGAAGGAGCUGACAUAUGCCAAGAGCCUGAGGAAGAGAAGAUCUUUCCUGAAAACCAAUUACACCUCACAGGUCACUUUCCCCUUGGCUUUGCCGAGCUCUCUGCAGAGCUGCUGCUCUUGGCCACUCCCCCCACCACUCCUACCUCAGCCCCCCACUCCACUCUCCUCAGAGAACAUGAAGACAGAUGCAGCGCUGGGACUUCCUCCUGCCACCCAGGCCCAGAGAGACACUGCUAGCACAAACCCAUCCUCUGACCUGAUGGAAAUGGAGCCUGACACCAUGGAAACAAAAUCAGUGACUGACUCGGUGGUUUCUUCCAUUUCAGCUGUUCGCCUGCAGGGUGACCAGCACAGGGAGGAGACUGCAGGCAAUGCCAUACAUGUGAACGGUGGCCUCCAACCUUCACAUGCUGUACAUCCACCUUUCUUGUCCCUAGAGGAAGCUGUGUCCCUCCCUGGGGGGCAAAACAGAGCUUCCCAGGGAAGUUCCUCCAUGAAGAGAAAUACUGGGUGUUUGAGUGAGGAGAGCUGUGUGACCAGCAGAGGCUGGAUGUCCCAAGUGGUACUGGAGGAGGUGGGUGAGGUGGUGGCAGCCCAGCACAAAGCUGGUGAUGUACCCCCAUUCCUGGGCCAAGAGGUGAUCUGCCCUGCUAAUGAACACACCCUGCCGCCAUCAGCUCGUGGCCCCAGCGUGGCCUCUGCCCAUGAGGUGGCCCAGGACCAGGAACUGCUCCGCACUGCUGGGAGGCAAGCAGCAUGUGAGGAGCCUGACCCAGCUCCCUGUGAAGAAAGAAAACCUAAUCAUGCCAGCCAUGCUGAAAAGAGCAGUGACGGUGCCUUGUCACCAGCAAAAAACAGACAAAUGAUAAACAAGGAGGCCUUAUGGAAAGUGCACAGUAAAAAUCACAUGGGUUUUCCAGAUGCAACCCAGCUGUUAACAGAUUGCAGCAGCACUUCAGGGGUUAUAACUCGCCUCUCCUGGCUUUCAUUUGGGGUGAGAACAGACCUCACAUCACCCAGCCCAUCUCAGGAAAGGGCAGAUAUCCCACCAGAGGUUUUGGCCUCUCAGAAAACCAGUUGCUGCCUGGGGAUUGAUGCUAUCAGGAGGGAGAUGCAGACAUCCCCAGCUGGACCACCCUUUGACAGAGAGUUGGUAAGCAGCCAGGGGCUGGAUGAAGGAGAGCCCAGAAAAGAAGCAGGAAAUGUGGCUCAUAAACAGCCAUGGCCUAUUCAGACUCCACUUCCCAGAGAACAGGCUGCUGUGUUGAGGAAGGUUUCUCCUCUGACUCCAUCUCUAGGGCUUUCCACCUCCUCAAGCUCAAUUCCCAUGGACUCCUUCGGGGAAAGAGCAGGAGACCAUGGGGCUUCAAAACACUCCUUCUUCUGCUUUAACCAGAAGAAGGAUGAGCAGACCCGUUCUGACCCUAUCAUGACUAGGUCCUUGGGUUUUUCCACAGGGAAGACAACAUCGCCACCACAGCUUGGGAUGGACAAAUGCAGUUGCCAGCUGUCCUAUAUCAGCUGCUUCCACAGGCCUGAUGACAGUAGGGAAUCUGAAACCACUAUCCCCAUGUGCAGCAUGUUUCUGAGACCCCUCACCACCCCACCAUCCAGCAGCUGUAGUCUUCCUGGGACCCCUGUGGACAGCUACCCAGUCUCCAUUACUAGGGAUGUGGCAUGGUGGGACUCUCAUAUCCAAGCCCUCAGCCGGCUGAAGGACCAAGCACAGAUGAGCCCUGCAGAUUUCUCCUGCUUCCUAGCCUAUACCACAGAGCUUCAGGUGCUUGUGGGGAAGCUUUCUGGGAACCAAGCAACCCACCUGCAAGACCAAUGUGCAGAGGAGGGUGCUGAGAGCAAGGGUGCCCUUGGCUUAGCCUCCCGGGACCUGCUGUCCAGUUGCCAGGACUUUCUGAAAACAGACCAGCCCCUCAAAGAGCUGCAGGGUGUGCUAAGGGUGACAUUCGACCACCUGGUUCAGCUGGCAGUGGCCUGCUUCCAGGUGACACACUGCCAGCUGUGCAGGCAGAGGCAGCACGAGCUUGGGGCUGCACUCAUGGAUGUGGUGGCCACUUACCACCAGCUUGUGCAGGCUGUUCACCAGCAGCUUCACAGGCAAGGCUGCCCAGACCUGGGUACCAAGCUCCUCGCCCGCCAACACACAGCCCUUACAGCUGCCAUGUUUUGUCUCAUGCAGCAGUUCAGGGUACGCCCAUUGUUGUGACAGGGUUUGGUGGCACACGGGUGCACUGCGUGGGGAAGAGCCCAGCCAUGUUCCCGCUGUCCACUACCACAUGCUCCGCUACAGGAUGUUUUGCCCCACAGCUUGAGAAUGGUCAUAGAAGGGUGUGUCUAUGCAUGUCUGCUUAGCUCCACUAAAAGCCACCCUGUCCAGGGUGUGGUCAUGGGCCAGGGCAUAGCGCCCUCCAGCCUAGCUUUGUGUAAGUCUGUGUACACAAUUCAGAUGUAAUAUGCAAACUCAUAGAGUACUUCAGUGGCUUAUGUAUCUGCCUGGGGUUUGCCCCUCACCUCCCAAAGGCCUUACAGGUGGCCAGUCUCAAGGUGUUGUCUUAGCCUUCUUCUGUCACCUGUGGAGAAGGACAGGAGCUUUUUGGCAUGCCUUUUCUCCCAUUGCUUAGUCUCCAGGCAGACUGUGAAGUAGAGUGAUGUCAAAUCCCACUCAUGCCUGACAAAAAGGAACCCAGGCUGCUUUGUCCACCUUCUGUGGCUGAGAGUAUGGUUUCCGUUCAAAGUCCAGACAAUCUGGGAACAAAGCUAUCCUGUAUUUAACUGCUUUUCCUUGCAAGGGCGGAAGAGAAGGUUGUCCCAGGUGAGGGAGACGCCACCAUAUCCUGCUUUUCUGAUACGCUGUCUGUGUGUCAGCCAGCUCUUCUAUUUCCAUUUGCUGAUGCUUCAGAGAGUCCCUAAUUAACCCCCUCCGUGCUACUUAAGGAUCCUUAUCUUCCAGAAGGAAUAAAUAAGUCCUGAGACUGAAAUGACACCUUCACAGCUGUGGGGAUGACCCACGAUCCUGGUGUCCUUAGGCAAGGGCAAGCCGUUUUUCCGAACCUCUUCAGUAACUCUUUUUCCAUCAUGUGUGGUACAUCCCUAGCUAGUUAUGAGCUGUCUGCCCUUAAAGGAUAUCUAGCUAUACACCCCUGGUGAAUCAGCACUCUAGUGCUGGAGGCAUGACCUCGGCAUCCUCUGAGGCUGGUCCCUGACUGCUGGUGUCUAACUGAAGGCUUGUUUGGGAGCAGCUGCUUUCUCUGAGGGAAGCCUGCAGCAGGCGUGCUGUGUGAUGAGCCAGCACUGCAGCAGGUCAGUUGCUGCUACUGAGUGUGCUCAGGAUGGAGCAGUCUGCACCAGGGAGCAGAGAAGCAUUGGCUGGCCAGCUCUGCCCAUACACCUGGGAAGCAUGGGGACAGGAUUGUCCUGUGGCUCCGCAACAUCUGAGGGAGGCCACCCCUACCUUUUGCUCAUUCUUUAAUUCUUCCAGAGGGGCUAAAGGGCAAGUCCUUGCAGCUGAACCGUGGUGUGGAAAACAAUGGAAGCUGGGACAGAAGGGAGUGCUGCAGCACUCCCUAACCAGGCACUCUUAACAGCCAGGCAAGCAAACACCCACAAGAAUUUGGCAACCUUUAGCAGUCCUACACCAAAUCCUCCACAGCCGCUACUGUAAGCAGCAAGCUAGCUAACCAAGGGGAGUCUGCUUUCCUGGCCACAGAGGGGCCAGGGUGGCUUAAGUACCUGCAGCCACUGGGGAAGCUAGCACUGCCAGGUGGUUUGGGUUAGUGUAUGCCACUGGCUAGCAAAGUCAGGGGUUCAGAAACUUCAAGUCUCUUACACUGAAGCCCAAGUGCAGACCUCCAAUUACAGACCAACAGCUGAUGAGGACAGGGACACAGAGUAAGAACUGGAGGCACCCCUGGGACACCAAAAGAGCCCAUAGGCAUAGCAGAGCAAAAGGCACCGGCAAACACAAAUUCAGGCUGUGUGGGGAGCAACAGCUUGUAUCCACCAACAGUUUCUGUUGCAGGAGGCCUGACUGACACUAUAUUAUAGGCACUGAAUUCCAGGUGUAAAAGGCUCUUGCUGUGAAGGAGAAAUGAAAACACAUAAGCGUAUGAGAUAGGAAUUUACCUCAGAAGGCCUUCAUGUCUUUCCACGGUGGUUAGACAUAGUCAUUGACUGUGAGGGUUUGGGGUUGUUUUUUUUUAGCAACAGUGGCUGAGGUAAUAGACUGACUUAGAUGCAUCAAGAAAUGCUUUCUGCUGUGGCCGUGAAAUAUGUCACUGCUAUUUGUGCAGGGCCCAGUCAAAUCCCAGGUACCUUACCAGGAGGAGCAUCAGGGUUAAUGAACUUCACACAUCAGUGUA
Phalacrocorax carbo (great cormorant) is the source of this 6854-nucleotide messenger RNA. The record is from RefSeq and is a predicted model, not a curated record. Lineage: Eukaryota; Metazoa; Chordata; Aves; Suliformes; Phalacrocoracidae.